Artibeus jamaicensis (Jamaican fruit-eating bat) is the source of this 6534-nucleotide messenger RNA. It is a transcript of the gene ELP1, whose product is annotated as elongator acetyltransferase complex subunit 1. The record is from RefSeq and is a predicted model, not a curated record. The coding region runs from base 316 to 4359 and encodes 1347 amino acids. Gene Ontology annotation, molecular function: protein binding; tRNA binding. The transcript has 37 exons. Gene Ontology annotation, biological process: tRNA wobble base 5-methoxycarbonylmethyl-2-thiouridinylation. NCBI's taxonomy places the organism in Eukaryota, Metazoa, Chordata, Mammalia, Chiroptera, Phyllostomidae. Gene Ontology annotation, cellular component: elongator holoenzyme complex; cytosol.
UGGGGAAGGCUGGCCACACCCCCUCAGCCUCGUGAGGAGUCUCCCGCGCUGGUAGGCUUGUGUAUCCUGCAGGUGUGGUCUGUUUCGCUACGGGGUCUUCUUCUCACCUGCCCAGCAUCAGCCACUUUCUUCGGGGAUCGGGCGGCCCGGAGGCCCAGUACGCACCGCACCACGAGAGCUUGAGAACCGUGGUUGGAGAGAGGCGUGUUCGCAAGCCGGAGCGGACUCCGGGAGGCUGGCUGAGCGUCGCUUGGGAGGCGAGGGUGGACUCAUCGCGGUUUGGGGGUCAGCGCGUUGCAUCAGGAAUUCUCCAUCAUGAGAAAUCUGAAGUUACUUCGGACCCUGGAGGUCAGGGAUAUUCCGGCUCUGGGGACACCUCAGUGCUUCUCCCUCCGAACGGAGCAGGGCACAGUGCUCAUUGGCUCCGAGCGCGGAUUGCUGGAGGUGGACCCUGCCACCAGAGAAGUGAGAAAUGAAGUCCCUUUAGUGGCAGAAGGCUUUCUCCCGGAGGAUGGGAGCGGCUGCAUUGUUGGUAUUCAGGACUUGCUGGGUCAGGAGUCUGCGUGUGUGGCUACAGCCUCGGGCGAUGUCAUUCUUUGCAAUCUCAGCACAAACCAGCUGGAAUGUGUCGGGAGUGUAGCCAGUGGCAUCUCCGUCAUGAGUUGGAGUCCCGACCAAGAGCUGCUGCUUCUUGCUACAGGUCAACAGACCCUGAUUAUGAUGACAAAAGACUUUGACCCAAUCAUGGAACAGCAGAUCCACCAGGGUGAUUUUGGUGAAAGCAAGUUUAUCACUGUUGGAUGGGGCCAGAAGGAGACCCAGUUCCAUGGAUCCGAGGGCAGGCAAGCGGCCUUUCAGAUGCAAAUGCUCGAGCCUGCUUUGCCCUGGGAUGACCAUAGCCCACGAGUUACCUGGCGUGGUGAUGGACAGUUUUUUGCUGUGAGCGUUGUUUGCCCAGAGACAGGGGCUCGGAAGGUCAGAGUGUGGAACCGAGAGUUUGCUUUGCAGUCAACCAGCGAGCCUGUAUCGGGACUGGGCCCGGCUCUGGCUUGGAAGCCCUCCGGCAGUUUGAUCGCAUCCACACAGGACAAACCCAACCAGCAGGACGUUGUGUUUUUUGAGAAAAACGGACUUCUCCAUGGACACUUCGUUCUUCCUUUCGUCAAAGAUGAGGUUAAGGUGAACGACCUGCUCUGGAAUGCGGACUCCACUGUGCUGGCAGUGUGGUUGGAAGACCUUCAGAGGGAAGGAAAUCCCGCUCUAAAAACCUAUGUUCAGCUCUGGACUGUUGGGAACUAUCACUGGUAUCUCAAGCAAUGUCUGCCCUUCAGCGCCUGUGGGAAGAGCAAGAUUGUAUCUCUGAUGUGGGACCCGGUGACCCCGUACCGGCUGCACGUUCUCUGUCAGGGCUGGCACUACCUCUGCUAUGAGUGGCACUGGACAACUGACCGGAGCUUGGGAGAUAGUUCCAGUGACAUGGCAAAUGUGGCUGUCAUCGAUGGACACAGGGUGAUGGUGACCGUCUUCCGGCAGAGUGUGGUUCCACCUCCCAUGUACACCUACCGCCUGCUGCUCCCACAGCCCGUGAAUCAGGUCACGUUCUCUGCCCACCCUCAGAAGAGUAACGACCUCGCUGUCCUCGAUGCCAGUAACCAGAUUUCUGUUUAUAAGUGUGGUGAUAGUCCAAGUUUGGAUCCUACAGUGAAACUGGGAGCUGUGGGUGAGAAUGGAUUUACAGUUUCCCUUGGGACACCUCAUCUGGAAAAGAGAUACGAAAUUCAGUUUGAGAAUAGUGAAGAUCAAGAAGUAAAUCCACUGAAGCUCAGCUUUCUCACCUGGGUCCAAGAAGACGUCUUCCUGGCCGUAAGCCACAGCCGGGCCAGCCCACAGUCUGUCAUUUACCAUCUGACUGUGGCCUCUUCCGAGAUGGGUGACGAGCAUGGGCAGCUCACUGUGAUCUCUUCCGAGACGGAUGACGAGCAUGGGCAGCUCACUGUCAGUUCAUCUGUGACAGUGGAUGGGGUCAUAAUCAGCCUGUGUUGCAAUUCCAAGACCAAGUCAGUGGCAUUACAGCUGGCUGGUGGCCAGAUACUUAAGUACCUUUGGGAGUCCCCCUCUGUGGCUGUUGAACCCUGGAAGAACCCGGCUGGCUUUCCUGUUCGCUUUCCUUACCCUUGCACACAGACUGAAUUGGCCGUGGUUGGUGGGGAGGAAUGUGUCCUUGGUCUGACUGACAGGUGUCGCUUUUUCAUCAAUGACAAUGAGGUUGCUUCAAAUAUCACGUCGUUUGCAGUGUAUGAUGAGUUUUUACUGUUGACAACUCAUUCUCAUACCUGCCAGUGUUUUUGCCUGAGAGAGGCCUCAUUUAAAACAUUACAGGCAAGUCUGAGCAACAGCGAUGUGCCCAACGGGGAGAUUCUGCGGAAGGUGGAGCGGGGCUCGCGCAUUGUCACUGUCAUGCCCCAGGACACGAAGCUGGUGUUGCAGAUGCCAAGGGGAAACUUAGAAGUUGUUCAUCACCGAGCCCUGGUUUUAGCUCAGAUUCGGAAGUGGCUGGACAAGCAGAUGUUUAAAGAAGCAUUUGAAUGCAUGAGAAAACUGAGAAUCAAUCUCAACCUGAUUCAUGAUCACAACCCGAAGGUGUUUCUGGAAAAUGUGGAGGACUUCAUAAAACAGAUAGAUUCUGUAAAUUACAUUAAUUUGUUUUUCACAGAAUUGAAGGAGGAAGAUGUCACUAAGACCAUGUACCCUCCGCCAAUGCCCGGCCCCGUGCAGCCACCCAGGGGCCCCGAGGGGAGGAAAGUGGACCUUAUCUGCGACGCGAUGAGAGCGGCUAUGGAGAGCAUAAACCCUCACAAGUACCUCCUGUCGAUACUCACCUCUCACGUGAAGAAAUCCACCCCGGAACUGGAAGUUGUGCUGCAGAAGAUCCACGAGCUUCAAGGAAGCGCUCCCUCUGAUCCCGAUGCCGUGAGCGCUGAAGAGGCCCUGAAGUACUUGCUGCUGCUGGUAGACGUCAAUGAAUUAUACGAUCAUUCUCUUGGGACCUACGACUUUGAUUUGGUCCUCAUGGUAGCUGAGAAGUCCCAGAAGGAUCCCAAGGAAUAUCUUCCAUUUCUUAAUACACUCAAGAAAAUGGAAACUAAUUAUCAGCGGUUCACCAUAGACAAACACUUGAAGCGGUAUGAAAAAGCCAUUGGCCACCUCAGCAAAUGUGGACCCGAAUACUUCCCAGAAUGCUUAAACUUAAUCAAAGAUAAAAACUUGUAUAAUGAAGCUCUGAAGUUGUAUCCGCCGAACUCACAGCAGUACAAGGAUAUCAGCAUCGCCUACGGGGAACACCUGAUGCAGGAGCAGCGCUGUGAGCAAGGGGGACUGGUGUUUGCCCGCUGUGGUGCCCACGAGAAAGCACUCGAUGCCUUUCUGGAGGCUGGCAGCUGGCAGCAGGCGCUCUGUGUGGCGGCCCAGCUUUCCCUGAGCCAAGACCAGCUGGCCGGCCUCAGCAGAGUUCUGGCAGGGAAGCUGGCUGAGCAGAGGAAGCACAGCGAGGCGGCCACGGUACUGGAACAGUACGCCCAGGAUUAUGAAGAAGCCGUGCUCUUGCUGUUAGACGGAGCUGCCUGGGAAGAAGCGCUGAGACUGGUAUACAAAUACAACAGACUGGACAUUAUAGAAACCAACAUAAAGCCUUCCAUUUUAGAAGCCCAGAAAAAUUACAUGGCACUUCUGGACUCGCAGACAACCACAUUCAGUCGUCAUAAAAAACGUUUGUUGGUGGUCCGAGAGCUCAAGGAGCAAGCACAGCAGCACAUGCAUCUGGAUGAUGAAGUGACACAUGGCCAAGAGUCUGACCUCUUCUCUGAAACCAGCAGUGUCAUGAGUGGCAGCAACAUGAGUGGCAAAUACUCCCACAGUAACUCCAGGAUAUCAGCGCGAUCAUCUAAGAAUCGCCGCAAAGCAGAGCGAAAGAAGCACAGCCUCAAAGAAGGGAGCCCCAUGGAGGAGCUGGCGCUUUUGGAGGCUCUGGGUGAAGUGGUACAAGGUGCUGAAAAACUGAAAGAUGAAAUACGCUGUAUUUUAAAGGUGCUCUUUCUCUUUGAGUUUGAUGAGCAAGGAAGGGAAUUACAGAAGGCUUUUGAAGAUACUCUGCAGCUAAUGGAAAGGUCCCUGCCAGAAAUUUGGACUCUCAGCCACCAGCAGAAUUCAGCUAGACCUGUUCUGGGUCCCAAGUCCACUACAAACAGUAUCAUGGCCUCUUAUCAACAACAGAAGACGUCAGCUCCUCUUCUCGAUGCUGAGCUUUUCAUGCCCCCGAAGAUCAACAAAAGAACCCAGUGGAAACUGAGCCUUUUAGAGUGACGGGUCCUAUCCAGGAGGACCCUGCUGGAGAGGACCGUCUUCUCUCCGCUCCUCCCUCGCUCCUCGAGGCCUGGCUGCUGAGCACUGGGAAGGAAGAGUAAGAGGACGCCCUGCCUAGCGCAGCAUUGCCGAGAGCUGCUCUGUCCAGCAGACCGCUGCAGACGGGGAGCAAUUCUAGUCUGUUUUCUUUUGUUUUGCAUAGAGUUUUAAUUAGCGAAACUUUACUGUUUACCCAGUGUAGCAUCAUUGUGUAAGAAUUACUGUUCUUUUAUUCAGUACUGUUGCAGAGCACAUUUCUGGUGUUUAUGGUGAUCAGGAGAUGGAAUUUCAUUCCUGGUUGCGUGUCUGACUCAUAUUGGGACCUUAGACAAGUCACAUAGUGAACCUGUGCCUCAGUUAACUGGGAGUAAUGAUUCAUGGCUUCUACCUCAAACAUGUGAAGAAAAGUAAAGUAAUGUUUUUGAAUCGCUUUACGUUCCUGGAGGAGAGCAUUAUAUACAAACAAUGUGGCUGUUAGUAUUACCAACAUUUAGCACAUUUAAUCACUUGACUUUUUUGCCUUGAACUAAAGCAGAAUAAAAAGCUAAAUAUGUCCUUUGAAAUUCCAAAGUUUCCAUGCUAACAGCUGUUAUUUUGUAAUAUCUUACCUGGACAUGUGCUUCCAGUUAUGACCGGGUUGAGCUUCCUGUCACUACAGUGUCCACAGGGACUAUUUUCACUGCUUGCGAGUUUCUGCUACAGUCAGCAGAACAGAUCGGAAUUCCUGGGACAGUGCUGUGCCCAUUUGUCACGGCGAGCUGCGUUCUUCUUGGGGCAUGCACAGUUAUCCUUUUUCUCCAGAUAUUGCUUCUUUUAAUGUAAUGUUUUUGUCAGUGUCUAGAGACUAUUUCAUUUAUUUUUCAGUAUGGUACUUAACUGACCUCUUUUAGUUAUUUUCUUUGAAAGAAAUGCAAAUGUUUUUUUGAUCUGGAAAAAAGCUCAUGUCCUUUUGACAGUAGUUUUGUGGCUGAUUCUUAGGUAAGAUUAAAAAUUUCUUCCAUGCCUUUAACAGCAGAAUCAGACCUUCAUUACUGUGUAUCAACAAACAGGAAAUGCUGCUUUUGAUUCUCAGAGUAUUGAUAUGUCCAGAAAUGUAAUGAAGACUUUUCUUAAUGUAGCAAAAUGUUAGCUGUAGAAUCUAGGUGUGUUCACUGCAUGAUUCAACUUUUCUGUGUGUCUGAAAAUUUUCACAAAAUAUUAGAAAAAAGAAGAUAUAAAGAUAUAUUCUGCUUUGGAGAAACUGACUUUCUGAGUGACCCCCCCGUGGAUUUGCUAUAAUUGAGUGCCCAGCACUGGAAGGCUGCAGUGCUUGGUGGCUCCCCUUUGGCCUGGGGACGUGAGCAUGGUGACUGGUACCCCAUUCCAGUGAGUCGUAGUGAAGGGACCCCUGCUGAAGGAUGGGAAACACAAGGAGAUGUGUGUCAAUCACAGUGUGACCUCACGGGCGAUCAGUUUUCUUAAAAUAAGCUGAAGCAGCAAGAAAGAAUUUGUGUGAACUCUUUCAGCUCAAAUUACUAUCAAUUACUAUCUGUUGGAAGCAAGAUGGAAUUUUUUUAUUUGGAGAAAAAGCAGGUGGGAGCAGACCUUCCAAAUUGAAGGCAAAGUCAAGGAAGAAAUCAGCAGUGAAAAAUACAGUGUAUGGGAAAAAGGGAGAUCCUGGGAGUGAUGAAUACUUCAUUUUGGGGAAAGAUUCUGUCAAGUUCUAGAAGAGAGUAUAUAACUCUUCCCCCAAAUUUGGACUCUGUCCCAAAGCAAGUCCAUGCUGUGAUGAGCUAGAGGCCUUCCUUGUUUCAUUGGUUCCGUUGAGUCAGCAUCGCUCAGCUGCCCCAGACGUGAAGAGGUAACUUCCAGACAACUGUCUCCCAGAAUCAAAGUGCGCUUUAAAUUUACACGCCUUGGAAAAAAAAAAAAAAAAAACUAAGGCAGGAGCUAAUGUUGUCAUCAUGUCUUUGUGAGUCUAGCUUGGUGUCAUUUCUUAGCGCCACCACAUACAGUGUUUGUUAACAUUUUUCCAUACAUACUUAUAUACACACGUGUACACAUUUGAGAGAUUUUUAAUGGCCAUAAUUGAAGAAGGUGUUUUUAAAAAUAAGUAAAACUGCUGAUUUUUCAUAAUUUAAGGAAACCACAAGUUUG